Molecule: messenger RNA, 540 nt
Organism: Symbiodinium necroappetens
Lineage: Eukaryota; Dinophyceae; Suessiales; Symbiodiniaceae
Source: the annotation of a GenBank genome assembly
AUGUCCAUGGCUGAUUUCGGGAUGGAUACGGAUUUCCUCGGUGAGGAAAACUUGUCCAUGGCGGUCGAUUCAGACCCAAAGCAGUCUGCUGAGGCCAAGGCUGGUGGUGGUGGCAAGAGACAACCCGUCACCAUGUGCAUCUGCCCUGGAUGUAUUUUUCCGAAGUAUGCAGGUUCCCGGUUCUGCGCUGAGGGGGACCAUAAGAAGGGUUGGGACAACAUGCUGUACCAACGCCGAACAAGGAAGGAUCUCUCUGAGGAAGACCGGACCGCCUUUGACGAGGCCAUGAAAAGUGACGAUGUGGCCGGGAAAGCCGUCCUGGACUUCAGCCGAGACAACCCACCUGAGCUAAAACGCAAAGCCCUCGUAGACUUCGCCCAGUUCAGGCGGAUCGUAGGACACAGGCUCAGCGCGAAGGACGAGGCAGGCGAUGUGCCAAUGACCGAGAGGGCGUUCUAUCGUCAUUGCGACAAUGUGCUGGGCCUCGAGCCCGAGGAAGCCAAAGAGCAGCUGGGUUGCACGCAAGGCUUGUGCUCAUGA